Ahaetulla prasina is the source of this 1761-nucleotide messenger RNA. Its product is annotated as alpha-2Da adrenergic receptor-like. Gene Ontology annotation, biological process: adenylate cyclase-activating adrenergic receptor signaling pathway. The transcript has a single exon. Gene Ontology annotation, cellular component: membrane. Gene Ontology annotation, molecular function: adrenergic receptor activity. The record is from RefSeq and is a predicted model, not a curated record. Bases 249 to 1460 code for a protein of 403 amino acids. NCBI's taxonomy places the organism in Eukaryota, Metazoa, Chordata, Lepidosauria, Squamata, Colubridae.
AGGUCCGUCAUGCCUUCUUGAAGACUGUGAUUCUGCUGUAACAUCCAACGUGAUAGCUUGGAUUUUGCAGUGCCACUGCAGGUUUGUGCUGUUGCCUCCUAGCUUAGAAUGGUUUCUACCAAGAGGAAGGUUGGUGGCAGUGCCAUCCUUUCCUGCAGCUGUCCUGAUUAUACAACUUGCCCUACCUGAGCAAGACUUGGGAGCUGGUGAACCUUGCGCAGGCUUUCAGGGCAUGGCCUGGUCUGGGGAUGAAUGGGAUGGAGCCACAGCAGAACGGAUCUGGCAAUCGGAGUGAGCAGGGACCCACCAUCUUUCCAUACUCACCUCUGGCCACAACUCUCAUCCUUGUGGCAGGACUGACUGUGGCUCUUGUGACAUUUAUGGGGAAUGUGCUGGUGGUAUUAGCUGUGUACACUAGCCGUGCCCUUCGGGCCCCACAGAAUCUCUUCCUGGUGUCUAUGGCUACAGCUGAUAUCCUGGUAGCCACCCUCAUUAUCCCGUUUUCCUUGGCCAAUGAGAUCAUGGGCUACUGGUGUUUUGGGGGUCUUUGGUGCAGUUUCUACUUGUCGCUGGAUGUCCUGUUCUGUACCUCCUCCAUCAUGCAUCUGUGUGCCAUCAGCUUAGAUCGCUACUGGGCAGUCACCCGAGCUGCCCGCUACAAUCUGAAAAGGAACCCCCAGAGGGUCAAAUGUAUGAUUGGGGUUGUCUGGGCCAUUGCUGCGGUUGUAUCCCUGCCACCACUGUUUAAGUCCAGGCAGCAGGACCAGGUCUGCCUCCUGCAUGAUGACACUUGGUAUGUGCUGGCCUCUUGCACUGCUUCCUUCUAUGCCCCUUGUCUCAUCAUGGUUGCAGUCUAUUGCCGGAUUUAUCAUGUGGCCAAACACAGGAACUCCAUAGUCAUUGCAGCACGGCGGGUGUCCUAUCCCAACCUCAUCCCUGUGGCCAAGUACAAUCCCUGCAGACAGAGCACCCAGAGCACUCCUGGGGAAACGCAGAAGAUGGGGAUGGAGUCCGGCCACCUUCCUUGUCCCCAGCCUAGCUUGCCACGGCUCUCUCGGCAAUGGAGAGUAGAUGACGGUGGCAACAGCAGUGCUCGGCCACCAAGGACCCCAAGGCUUUCUUGGUCACUUCCCUCCAGUCCCCAUCAGCGCAGAAGCAGGGACAUGUCCCUCUCCACCAAUCGGCUGAUGCAGGCCCGGGAGCGCAGAUUCACCUUUGUCCUUUCUUUUAUCAUUGGAGCUUUUGUCCUCUGUUGGUUCCCGUUCUUCUUCACCUACAGCCUGGAAUCUGUGCUUGGAGAAGGCUGCUGCAUCUCUGAGCCUCUCUUCAAAUUCUUCUUCUGGAUUGGGUACUGCAAUAGCAGCUUCAACCCCAUCAUCUAUACGGUCUUUAACCGGGACUUCCGCAGAGCUUUCCAGCAACUCCUGUCCCCUGCCCACUCAUUCCUGUGCCGAAAAUGAGGACUCUGCUAGAGGGUUCCUGGAGCCCGAGAGAGGCACAAUGGAUAGGGGUCACACAACAUCCCCCAGGGGUCCCAGAGAAGGUAACUAGUGGAGGCUGGGGAGCUGAGUAUUUCUGCAGCUGCUUUUUAAUGAAGACUUCCCCACCCCAGACAUGCAUGUAGCUUGAAGGGCAGAAGUGCCACAAGAAGCAAGAUUUAUGAGACUCACUGGCAUACAGUUGGUUGGCGAGAGUCAGUUUCACACUCCUGCCUGUUUCUCUAGCUUGCUGUGGUUGCCUGAAUCUGUUGUUCAGCAAGCU